AUGUCAGUAUCUACUAUUAAAGUUCGAAAAAUUGGUUGCCGUUUUCAUCCUCCAGCAUUAAUUUUGUUCUACAUUGAUUUAAAAACAAAUAAAACUCGUCGUCGUACUCAUCCAAUUGAAAAUCUUUCGGUAAACACUAAUGUAACUGAUUAUGCUCGGGAACUACAAGAAAGUGAAACGAAUAAAAGUAAUUUAUUUAAAUUCAUUCCAUUGAGACGUUUAGAACGUUUAAUUUUUGUGUUAAAAAAUGGUUCAUGCAAAAAUCAGCCAAUAUCAACAAUUAAAAAUCAUCUAGAGAGUUAUGAUCGUUUGGAUUUAGAUGAAGAUUUGAAUAAACUUGAUGAUGACACGUUAAAACAUAAAAAAUCCAUAAUGAACGAAUUAUUUGAGAAAAAUUUAGUGACAAAAGAAGAUAAAAAUUAUAAAUAUGAUAUCGACGUUGAUUUCACAACAAAUCAGCAACUUCAAGCGUCAGAGUGGGAUUCAGACAACGAGGACGAUGAAUAG
Didymodactylos carnosus is the source of this 507-nucleotide messenger RNA. Lineage: Eukaryota; Metazoa; Rotifera; Eurotatoria; Philodinida; Philodinidae. The record is from the annotation of a GenBank genome assembly.